CAGCGGUCCCCCGCCCCCUCCCUCAGCCUCCUCCUCUCUCGCCUGCAGCCGAGCGUCCCCUUCCCCCACCGUCGGGUUUCUCCGCGGCUACUGCAGCGGAUUCCGAGCCGAGUAGCUGAGAAGGAGGAGGAGGCUCCCGUCCCUGCGCGCCAUCCACCACCCUACUGGACACGGACGAGGGAACGAGAGCGUCGCCGCGGUAGCCUCCGAAGCAGACAAGGGCACCGCCGCCUCAGCCGCCGCCGCCGCCGCGGUUUUCGCUUGUCGCAGCUCGCCGGAUCCUCAGUCUUCCACAAUGAACCCUGUUUACAGCCCCGUGCAACCUGGGGCUCCUUAUGGCAACCCUAAGAACAUGGCCUAUACUGAAGUUUGAAAGCUGUUCAUUUAUACCGUCAGAAAUAGUCCAUGAAGCCGGGCGGUGCCGCACACCUUCAACCCCAGCACUCGGGAGGCAGAGGCAGGCGGAUCUCUGUUACCCCACAGCCUACCCAGCAGCUGCCCCUGCCUACAAUCCCAGCCUGUACCCGACCAAUAGCCCCAGUUAUGCUCCAGAGUUUCAGUUCCUGCAUUCAGCUUAUGCCACUCUGCUGAUGAAACAGGCCUGGCCACAGAGCUCAUCGUCCUGCGGCACUGAAGGCACCUUCCACCUCCCAGUGGACACUGGGGCCGAGAACCGAACUUACCAAGCCUCCUCUGCGGCUUUCAGAUAUACUGCAGGGACACCAUACAAGGUCCCACCGACCCAGAGUAAUACUGCUCCACCCCCCUACUCCCCAUCACCCAAUCCCUAUCAGACGGCCAUGUAUCCAAUCAGAAGUGCCUACCCCCAGCAGAAUCUGUAUGCCCAGGGAGCCUACUACACACAGCCCGUGUAUGCCGCCCAGCCCCAUGUCAUCCACCACACUACAGUUGUCCAGCCCAACAGCAUUCCCUCUGCCAUCUACCCAGCUCCUGUUGCUGCCCCCAGGACCAACGGUGUGGCCAUGGGCAUGGUGGCAGGAACCACCAUGGCAAUGUCAGCAGGUACCUUGCUGACCACACCCCAGCACACUGCAAUUGGGGCACACCCUGUCUCCAUGCCCACGUACAGGGCCCAAGGAACCCCUGCAUACAGCUAUGUGCCCCCGCACUGGUAAAGCCUGCAACCUGUCCAAACCUGGAGUCACAUUGUAUGCAACUACUCAAGUCUUACACCGGUGCUGGAGCAGUCCCCUAGCAGCACCACCUCUAUUUGCAAGAAGAGACAACGGAAGUGCAAGGGUCACUUUAUGCAUCUUUAAUGAUUUUUAUUUUUAUUUUUGGUUUUUGUAAAAGCUGCUUUUUCUAAUCUAGGAGCCUCCCCCUCGUGCCUCCCUCUUAGCCACUGCCCUCCUGACUCUAUCCCCUCUUCCUACCUGACCAGGCCCAGUCCUCUCUGCACUUCUUUCCUGUCCCUGCAAUCCCAGUCUAGGAGCAGGCAGAGAGGGAGGUUUAUUGCAAUGGCUCAUCUAAAGGCUAUAUUUCAUUUGGAGAACAUAAUAGAUGUGGCCGUCAGGUCUGGGGUAGGAACUUGGAGCUGUUGAGAAGGCCACACCUCUGUCAGAUUGUCAUUUUGCUGAAGCAAGAUUACUUCAAAUACAAAGAAAUAUCUUCUAAGAGCCAUUGCAAAAGACCAAGAACAAGCCCACCUGGUUAUGUAGGAAUGUUGUCAGCAGCUUCACAACCCCAGGCCCAGAACCUGGGAAAGCAGAGAAUUUGGGGAAGGGUGAAGGGAGGGAGGAUAAUAGGGAAGUAGUGUGGAAAAGGGGCGAGAGGGUGCUCAAUUCUGGUUUGAAAGGUCUCUGGCCAUAUUGCUGGCCUGGACCUUCUGAUUUGCACAGUGAUGUUAGCUGACCUGGCACUUCCUCCAGAGAUGCUAUGACCUCAGACCUGCCAAACACUUGCAUGGUGGUGGGAUCCCAGCAUCCAGAGGCUUCAGAAAGCCAGGUGCCUGCAUAAUCCCACCUUCAGCCCGAACCUCAUGGACCCACUCGAGGGGCUUUCUCCUCAGAGAGUGGCAUUUCUCUCCCUUGCCCUUCUGCCCUUUCCCAGUGCCGGGGUGCACAUGUCUGUCCGUGGGGCCGGCAUGCAGGCCAAGCAGGCCAAGCUCUUGGUUACCUUCUGCCACUUCAAGGCCAAAGUGAAGGAACCACAUUCCAGGAGGGAGCUGGCGGUUCUGAAGGUCAGGAUAGUGAAGGAAAACAAUAGCAAUAAUCAUUUCAUACUCAUGGAACUGAAGGAACCUUAGCAUUCAUCAUCUCAUCCAUUCCCCUAUUUGACAGAUGAGGAAACUGAGGCCCAGAGAAGCAGAAGGACUUCUCUGAACCUUAUAGUAAAUUAGCAUUAAAUGCAGCCUUCCUAUUUACUGGCAUUUUGCCUACAAAAAUUUAGCAAGGGAUGGAUUGGCUUGGCUUUGUAAAAAUUAAGUCAGCAGUGUCCACAUCUAGUGAGCUCUGACCUCUGGGCUUCUUCCUGCUCUUUCCCUCAUGGACUCUAAAGGUGAGGGAUUGAAGACUAGGCAGAGGCCACAAAGGGCAGAGGGCAGGAACAGAAACUGCAUUUGGAAAGCCUGUGACGACAUCUGGAAUGUUUAUCCUGCACCUGACUCCACCUCUAGGAAAAAAAGCAAGUGGGCUGGCUGGAAGGGGCUGUGCACUUAGGAGAGUAGUCCUUUAUCCCAAGAAGAGAAGAAGAAUGGGAACCACCAAAAACGGAAGACCAAGCAGAUACAACCACAUCUGGGAGAAGAAGAGGGACCCCUGAGACAAGGAAGCCCUUCCUAGUCUCAGCCAGGAAAUGGAUUGGCCAGCCACCUUCCUGUGCCCAACUAGCCAAGCCAAUAGCCUCACUGGGUGGAAUAGGAGUAUCUUUCUGUGUAAAAUUGGUUCACUGGUAACACCUGAGACUCGAACUAUUUUCAUUUCAAAUUGAUGUGAACUUGAACAUCACCUUCCUCCUAUUUCCCGUGUUCCCCUGAAGGAAACAAAAAAAUGGAAGCCCUUGAGCUAGAAUGAGCUCAGAAACAGUCUGACUGUUUCCAGGAAUUCAGAGUCCAUCAGCAUCCAUGGCAGAGAGCCAGAAGUUAGGGCUCCUGCCUGCCCAGCCUUCUGGGAGCUUCAGGACCAGGAGAAGACACGGCUGUUCUGGGUACUGACAAGGUUUUCUUAUAAGACAAAGUUUUCCAUUGUUGGUCCGCUUUUUACAAUGCCUCCUUCUACCUUCAUUGGUUUUGUAGAGGUGGAUGAAGGUUGGUAUAGAUUAUGUCUUAAAUGUUUGAAAAAUGCCAAAAUAAUAAUGGUGGUAAUAAUUAUAGAAUACCUUCGCAUGUGUCAGGUGCUUCACAGAUGUUAAAGCAUUUCACGGCUGAUGCACUGGCCCUGAGGGUUAGCUAUCCCACCUACUUGACAAACGUGAAAACAGUUCUAGGAGAUGAAAUGGCCAGAAGUGAACUGUACGCUGGAAUCCUGGCAGGUUUCCUAGACCCAGUGGCCUUCAGAUGACCUGGUAGAAAAAAAGAGAGACCUAGGAAUGGCCUCUUAACAUUUGUUCUUUACACAUCAGUAAGUAAACACUGUGACCCUCGCAGUUCAUGGGGUGUGUCCCUGAGAUGAAGGCAUGAUGCCUGCUGUUUAAUUCAUAGAGAAUCCAAGACUCAGAAAAGUCCCAUGUGUGACAUUCUGGUAAGGAAUCCCCUGCUGGCUGUAGUCUCUCCAAGCCUGAUCCACACAUGGGCUCAUGUUCUGAAGCAUCUAUGCUCUGUACCUCAUAUUAGACCUAAUCUGUGGAUUCAGGAUCAGAAAGACCCCAAGGUGAAAACCAAGUGUUGACAUGCUGUAGUACAGAGAAACCAGACCAGUUAACCUUUCUCAGUAAGAGCACAAGAGCCCCAGUUCAGCUGGCCUCCUGCUUUUGUUUGACAGAGAUCAACAAGCCUGGCCAAGCUUAAGGAGGGAACCAUGGCAAACAGGCUGAACCCCAGAACGCAGUGUGUGUGUACCUUGGGUUAGGUGAACACAGCUCUAGCAAGGGUGCCCUAGGUAUCAUUUGAGGAUUCUGGAUGGCCCUAGUGGUCAAGAUAGAUGAGGCCAAAGCUGUAAGGGGCCCCUUAUCAUAGGACAAGGCACACCGGCAUCAACACACACACACACACACACACACACACAAGGCGCCGCGCACCUUGUUGACACACCUCCCUCUCCCAAUACAAAGCUGAGGUAGAGGUGGAUCUGUUCACCAGCCUUCCUUGGUGCCAUCUGAUCAUCUUCAUCGGUCCUGGGCCAGAAAGUUUGGGUCUGAGAACUGGACUACUCCCAGUGAGUAAAAGCCUGCAAGUCUCUUGCCAUGCUUUCGAAACAAGUUCUUCCUAUGAGAUAAAAUUCUUUUUCCUUCUUGAUAUCCUGACAUUGACUCUGAAGUGCAUACCCCUCUUCCCUGAGUAUUCAUCAGGGACACACAAUCUAUCUGUCCAGACCUUUUUGUACAUAAAGUACUUUGACACUGAUUGCCAAAACCUCUAGAUUUUGAGACCUUAGAGAUACGGGCGGGGGUCAUCAUGUUCUGAAGGGAUGAGAGACUUGCCAGAGGACACAUAGCUCAUAAGUACAAGAGCCAAGACUUGAUCCUCUGUUCUUCUGCUGCCUCCUGCUGGGUCUCGAGUGUAAGCAUGCUUGAAGAAGGAAAGGACUAUGUGUGCCCACAGAGGAAGUGUUUAUGGAGACUUGGGGGAGCUCCCAUUUUUCAGCUGAGCAGAUUUUUGAGAAUUUCUUCUUUAGGCCGAGACUUGUAUGGGCCCUGGGAACCUAGAGGUAGUAGUUCCAGCAGAGAAGUUGCCACAAAAGACCUAACUCAGAACACCAAAGGUGACACUGCCCAGUACUGAAGAUGAUUGGGGACGGAAUCAAGUAUCUUUGAGCAAGGAGUCUUGCUUCUGAGAAGCCUGCAUGUUGGCUCUCUUGACUCCUAUCCAGAUCCAACAAGGCAGUUCAAGGGGACAUGGCAUAAGUGUGAACUUCUGAAACACAUUCGACUGGAGUCCUCAUGCUUGCUCCUCCAGUGAGAACCAGGUCCUAGAAAGGCUAACUAGGCUCCAUAUGACCCAGUAUUUCCUAGCCAUCUAGAUGGUUCCAUGGUUGAGACCUAGAGGUUUCUUUGGAAGGCUUGAUGCUCUGUCCUGAAUAGCCUUCAGAAAUGAGUCAUGGGGAGCAUCAGAGGAUAAGUCUCACGGUCACCAGUUCUGGCAUCAUAUUGUGCAGACAUGACAAGUCAAACAAGGCACAUCAAGUAUCUUGCCCUGCUCUGGCUGGAUCCAUCAUUAUUAUCCCAGGUGUGACUCAUUCAGCGAGCUCUGCCUCUCCAUCUUGUGUUAAUCAUAUCACUGCUGAUUAUGUGGCCCCCAUACUUGUCAAACUUGGGACUCUAGAGAAGGGCAGCCAGGGUCGGAAUGGACAAAGGGGAACAAAUCAAUGAAGAAACUUAGCCAGGUUCUCUGGUCAGGUGACACCUGAGCCUCCAGACAGAUUUCUACCCUAUUCCCUCUCCUAGAAAAAGCACUCGUGAAUUUGGUAUUAUGUGGUUCCAGAACUCAGUCUUUGACAUUCCCAGCAGGCCAACUCCAACAUUCCAUGGCCAUACUUGGGUCCCAUUCCCUCAGUUUCUCCAGCAGGUAUUUCUUAAUUUAGAAACUGUUGAUGCCAGUCAGAAAGCCAGCCAAGAACACAGGAGUUAAAACUGGUUGCCACAGAGCCAAAGAGGGACAUAACAGCACCUGCUUCACUGUGGCUGCUACAUCAGUAGUCCUUAGGUAUCCCUGGUGUGGCAGUGUGUCCCUUCAUCCAUUCCAGCCUGAGAACAGAUAAAGCAGCUUUACAGAUAGCAGCCCACAGGAAUCAAGUGAGUGAAAUCUGCUUUGGGCUAAACCCAGCAUCCUCUAUCCUUGACCCCAGCUCAGCCAUCCUCCGCGUGCGCGAAAAUCAAACUGAAGAAUAGGACUGGCCCAGAGACCUCAGGUCAGCCAGAACCACUGCAUCUGUCUUGUGAACCAUGCUCCUUACAAGGUGAGGCAAGACUACGCCUCUUGCACCUUGAAGUUGUCUUUAAUCUUUGAAGGCCCAGGGCCUGUCCCCUUCCUGUCUUCAAGGCAUCUGAUCCCUUUCAUAUCACACGACAGAGAAGCUUGUUCUCAUGGCAUGUAACAUCCCUGCGGAGAGCGUUGUGUAUGAUUUUGUAUUUUUUAUUCAUUUUAACCUACAGGUUGGAAUCUAAUUUUUAAAUUUUAUUGGAACUCACAUUUUAAAAAUAACAUUAAAAAUAAUAAUUAUUAUAAUAAUAAACCUUUGACCGGUGUCUUCCAAGUAGCUUGAUCAAAUAAUUUAUAGGCGUGUUCAGAGCCUGGAGGUAAAAACUGGAAAGCCCUGUGGCCACACUUGUGUGUGUGAAGUGUACAUCUGGCUUUGUUGACUUGGAUUCUUUUGAGUUUUGCUUUGUUUUGAAGAUCAGCUAGUGAUCAGUCUGAGAGGUUGAAGCCAAGAGUUUGUAACUAUAUGAUAUUUACUGUAAGCUGUAGAACAUUCAACAACUAUUAAAAAAUGUUUCCAAAAAAAAAAAAAAAAAACCCCAA
Molecule: messenger RNA, 6634 nt
Organism: Alexandromys fortis (reed vole)
Lineage: Eukaryota; Metazoa; Chordata; Mammalia; Rodentia; Cricetidae
Gene: Fam168a
Product: family with sequence similarity 168 member A
Exons: 10
Coding region: 336-1136 (266 amino acids)
Biological process (GO): positive regulation of base-excision repair
Source: RefSeq, a predicted model, not a curated record